AUUCUAUCAUGACAAAGGUGACCUGAGACAUACCAGAGGAGAGUGAAACUCCAUAUGCAGCCUGGAUAUUCUUUCCUCAAGGAUUUGCUAUCUAUCAUGGACUAUAUUUGAGAAAAAGCUGCCAUCUGUUGGAUUUACUGCAUUUCGUUUGGAUUUUGAGGGUUCAUGCAGCAGCUGAGCAGCCAUGGAAGGUCAGGGGGCACUGACUGAGAUGUCUCUGCUGAAAGUUUCUCCUGAAUGAUAGAGAUCCAGCAUGUAGCAGAGGUGAACAAGUGCCUUCACGCUUGGGAACAAUCUGACAACAAAAUGGGGAAUUCGUACGCCGGGCAGCUGAAGUCUGCUCGAUUUGAAGAGGCUCUCCAUAACUCCAUUGAGGCAUCACUGCGCUCCAGCAGUGGAGACCCUCAGCCAAUCUUCACGCAGCUCUACCUGGACCCUGAACCAUAUCCUGGUAACAUGGAAGAUGUAAAGCCAAAAGCUGACGUCCAAUGCGGAGAGCCGCCUGGCCACGACCUCAUGAACGGCCACUCAUCCAACGAUACGGAGGAGCUGGAGGAUGACGAUGACUCAGACAGCAGCAGCCCUCCUCUUCCCUACCUACAGACCCCUGCACCUGACGGCUGCUGCACAUUAGACGGGUUCUGUCAGGCCGGCAAGGACCUCCGACUGGUCUCCAUAGCAACAGAACCCAUUGACAUCCCAGCAGGCUUUGAGUUGGUUGGCGCCAAGUCCCCCGGUGUCCCCGAGCACAUCCUCGUGUGUGCUGUGGACCGCCGCUUUUUGCCUGAUGAGAACGGGAAAAAUGCACUUUUAGGUUUUUCAGGAAACUGCGUAGGCUGUGGGGAAAAGGGUUUCAGAUACUUCACUGAGUUUUCCAACCACAUCAACCUGAAGUUAUCCACGCAGCCCAAGAAGCAGAAGCACUUAAAACACUACCUGGUGAAGAAUUCUCAGGGUGCUCUGUGCAAAGGACCCCUCAUCUGCUGGAAAGACUGUAAAACCCGUCAGUUCUCCAACAGCGUGUCAACAUCCAAACCCAGCUCGUCCUCCUCCCUCAGCAGCAAAGAAAACGGAGGCACCAGCGGACACAGCUCAUCUCCCUUUUCCCUCUCAGAUUCUCCACCCACCAGAACGACGCAGGUAUCAUCAGUCUUUUUUGGGAGUCAGGACCUCAGCAGAGACAUCAGUUUCCUCAAACCUCUGGUGUCCACACCAGGAAACAAGACUCUACCAAUAGUUCCCACAGCUCUGAGGGUGAACGUGGUGGCUAAUGGUCUGGGUGUUGAUGGACGUCCUCCCUUACUGAGCCCCUCCCAGGUGUCGUUAGGGCCUCAGAGUCAGGGUUAUCGCACUGCUGAUCUAGGAGACAGUCCUGUAUCCUCCGCCAUGAACUCUGGUCCUCCAAAGAAGCGCCACCGGAGCUGGCAUCCCAGUUCGAUGGUACCUGUCCCACCAACAGCUGUCCCCGUGCCAGCCAUCCGGCCCAUAGUUUGCUCUCCAGGCUCUGUAUUAGGUGUGUCCCCUCCUCAGCCACCAGUAUCAGGAGUCAUUCAGCCUCAGCCUGUCACCGCUGGAGAGACAGUCAUUGUCCCUGACAACCUGCUCAGCUCUUCAGGAGUUCGCCCUGUCAUCUUGAUCGGGCACGGCACUUUACCUUAUUUCUAUGGGAAUGUUGGGGACAUAGUAGUGAGCCCACUGCUGGUCAGCUGCUACAAGAGCAGCCAGCUGACAGAGAAAAACCUGGAGAUGCUGGGCCUCAACAGGAGCCAGCUUCUCUGUGUGGAGACGAUGAUCCUGCUCUCUUUGCAGUAUCUUGCACGCUUAGGCUCAGAUCAGAUUCCUUUGCGAGAGGAGUUAGAGCAGAUUGUUCUGAAGGCCAUGCUGUGCUGCCCCGGGGGUCCCGCCAUCUCCCCCUCCCAGCUGCCCUGGUUAGCUCGGCUUGAAGCCAGCGUCUCUGGUGGCAGUGUCCAAGUCGUGGUCACCCACAACUCUUUGGGAGAGGGCAUCUCGGAGUCCCUCCGCUCUCUCACCGAGGGUCCUCACCACCAGCAGUGCCUGCCCACCUAUGUUGUCAUCAUAUGUGCCUCCAAAGUGAGCGGCAAUGAGUUCUGCGUGCUUGUUUUGGGGAAGUACCAGGCACGGGCCUUAGCUGAAGGCAUGCUAACAACCAAUGAGUUCCUGAAGGAGAUAAGCUAUGAACUUAUCACGGGGAAAGUCAGCAUCUUGGCUUCUCACUUCAAAACCACGUCACUGGGGGACAAUCUGGACAAGCAGCUGGUGCGAUACCAGCGUCGGCGGAAGGGGCAGGUCAUCCAGCCCUUCCAAGGCGAUGUCACUGACUACAUCCACUCCCAGGAGGCUGCCAGCAUGUCACCCCCCUCGGGCAGAGCAGAGCUGUUAAAUAAGAUCUUUCAGAUCUACCCAACCCAGCUGAGUGUGGCUCGCAGCCUCCUCUCUCAAGUCUGCUCCAUCGCUGACUCAGGGACACAGAAUCUGGACUUGGGGCGUUUUUGUAAAGUGGACUUUCUGGUUUUGGUGCCUCCAUCCCAUAUUCUAGUGCACCAGACGGCACAGCGCAUCCGACAAUCAGGAGUUCUUGUGGACCUGGGAAUAGAAGAUGCCUCCUCAGCCUACCAGAAAUCCGACAAGUAUGUGGUGCGCCUUGACGCUGACGUGCACACCAAGAUGGAGGCCUUCAUGAAGAAAGUCAAACAGAACCCCUACACCCUGUUUGUCCUCAUCCAUGACAACUCACACGUAGACCUCACAAGUGCUCUGUCAGGCUCUGUGUGCCAUGGGGAGCUGCAGGGAUUGGCUGACCGAGUGGUGAACUGCCAGGAAGUCCUGGAUGCCAUGAACCUCCUGGUCCUGCAGGUCAGCUGCUUCCCAUACACACUGCAGACCCACCAGUCCCGCAUCAGCAUCCAUAAUGAAGUUCACUGGCCCUCCAGCGAAAGUCUGCAGGGGGAGCAGUCUGCUAAUGAGUUGGUCUACUUUGGCCUGAGGGACUACAGCAGCUCCCUGCAGUGGGGCGUGGCCAGCCCCAUCCUGCGCUGUGAUGAUGCCUUUGAGAAGAUGGUCCACACGCUGCUGGAGAGACAUCCACACCUCCACAGCAUGGUGAUCCGCAGCUACCUGCUGAUUCAGCAGUACACUGAGGCUAUGAUGGCGCUGACCUCCUCCCCCUCCCUGAGAGACCACAUCACCCCAGAGACCCUGGCCAUGGUGGAGGACCUGAUCAAUGCCCCCAGCAGAGAGGGCUCCCAGGGUAGGGGUCACAUGCUGCUUGUUCGAGUCCCCUCGCUGCAGCUGGCCAUGCUGGCUCGGGAGAGACUGGAGGAUGUGAGGGACAAACUGGGACUCCAGCUGUGCUUUGCUGUACUGCUGGGAAGCCCCGCCUCCGAACUCAACUUGCCCAGAAACUUCAUCAACCGCCUCAGGGCGUGGAGAGGCUGCGAAAAUGAAGAGUGGGUACCGCACACUUAUGAGGAUCUGGAGGGCCUGCCCUGUAUCGUCAUCCUCACAGGGAAGGACCCUCUUGGAGAAACAUUCCCCAGGUCUCUGAAAUACAGUGACCUGCGUCUCAUAGACUCAAGCUACCUGACUCGAACAGCACUGGAGCAGGAGGUCGGUCUGGCCUGCACCUACGUGUCCAUGAGCGUUGUCACGGAGCCCAAGAGGGAGAUGGUCCCUCGGGAGUCAGACGGAGAGAAGAUGGCCACCAGCCUGAAUGAUGGAGAUGAGCUGGAAAGACCACAGAGUAAUGGCAGCGCUGCAACCAGAACCUCUGGCUCGCAGGCAGAGAAUGGUGUCAGUUCAUCUGAUGUCACAGACUCUUUACAGAAGCCCUCCACCUCCUCCUGCCCUCCUGAAGGUGCUGUCACCUCCGACAUGGGAUCAAGAGAAGGCUUUAAACAGGAGUGCGACUCCCUGGGAAGCCAACUCUCCUCCAACCCCUCCAAAACCUCCAAGGCCCCUCCCUCUCUUUGCUCCAGUUCCUCUUCCUCUUCCCUUUCGCCAUCGUCCUCCUCCACCCAGCGGCCCAGCCAGUCUACGCAGUGCAGUCGAGACCCCAAACCCACCCGUGUGUCACCCAGGACCGUCAUCAUGUCUCGGGCGGCGUACAACUUGCUGUCAGGGGAAUCAGGGAGUCAGCUGAGCUCCUACUCCCUGCUGCCUCACGCAGACGUGGCCUGGAACAGCCCGCUGAGGCCCCUUAUCACCUCCAACUUACAGGGGGCGGAUCAGAGUACGUACUACCGGCAGUGGACUGUCGCCAGGCAGCAUCACGCCGACCAUGAAGCUCCAUCUGUGCCACAUCCACGGCGCCUGCUGCUCAGUGGACCGCCACAGGUGGGAAAAACUGGUGCCUAUCUGCAGUUUCUCCGUAUCCUGUUUCGGAUGCUCAUCAGACUGUUAGAGGUAGAUGUGUAUGAUGAGGAAGAGGAGGAGGAAGGAGAAACAUCAGAAGUCACAACCCCGGUUAUUACCCAGUUGCCUGAUAUUGAGGAAGUUCGAAAGUUGCCCUUUGACCUCUACCCUCGGGACCCUAAGUUCAGGAAGGCCAGCUCUGUUUACACUGACAAGAUGCCAAUGUGUAUAAAAGAUUUAAAGCAAGAAGAAGAGAGCCAAACAGUAGCCAAAAGAGAAACCAAGUCCAUUCGUCUGAGCAGAUUUGCCGCCCACAAUGCCUUUCAUCACUGUGAACAGUGUCAGCACUACUGUGAACCUGGCCCAGCCACACAGCUAUCGGAGUGCACCUUCCAUGCCUUCACCUUCUGCUCGUCCAUGCUGGGUGAGGAGGUCCAGCUCCAGUUUGUCAUUCCUAAAGCCAAGGAGCAGCACUUUGUCUUCAGUCAGCAGGGUAGCCAUCUGGAGAGCAUGCACCUGCCGCUGGUCUCCGCAAAGGACCCUGAUCUGUUAAAGAGCCCGAUCUUUACCCCGACUACAGGACGACAAGAGCACGCCCUGCUCAACAUUUUUCACGCCAUGGAGGGCACUGCUCAUCUGCACAUUCUUGUGGUCAAGCAAUUUGAGAUGCCACUCUACAGGAAGUACUGGCCCAACCACAUCUUGCUUGUCCUGCCGGCUAUGUUCAACAGCGCAGGAGUUGGUGCUGCACGCUUCAUGAUCAAAGAGCUGUCGUACCAUAACCUGGAGCUGGAGAGAAACCGACUGGAGGAGCAAGGUGUCAGAAGACAAGAUGUAUGGCCCUUCAUUGUCAUGAUGGAUGACUCCUGUGUGCAGUGGAAGGCUCACCAGCCGGCAGACAGCAGUGAGACAUCAGACAUAGGUUCUACCCUCACUGACAUAUCUCUGAAGACGGUGCUGCAGCAUAUGGAAAACACACCAAAGAUAUCCCUGUAUGCCAUGUGCGGUGCACGCAAGUGGAGCAGCAACCUAGCUCGCAAGUCCCCCAGUCAACCCUUCAGCCGGUGUCACCUCCACGACUUUGUCAUGCUCAACGUGGACCUGACGCAGAAUGUUCAAUAUGACCUAAAUCGGUAUAGCUGUGAGGAGGUGGACUUCAAUCUUCGAGUGAACAGCAGUGGGCUGCUGCUGUGCCGCUUCAACCACUUCAGCCUCAUGAAGAAACACAUUCCAGUUGGGGGAAACAAAGACUUCCUGGUCAAACCUAAACUCAUGGAAAUUGAAAACCCCGCCCCCAUCAGCCCGUCACAGUAUGUCUGCGCCCCAGACAGUGAGCAGACCCUCCUGGAUGCCCCAGCCCAGUUCCUUCUUGAAAGAUUCUUACAAAGCUGCAGCCACAGACUUUUUCCAAAGGCUGUUAAGAACAGGAACAACCCAGUUCUGUCCAUCGACAGCUACCUCAACAUCAGCCCAGAGAUCACUGUAUGUUACAUCAACUCUCGCCCACACUCCACCAACCUGAAUCAUCAGGGGCUGCUGUUCAGUGGCCUCCUGCUUUACCUCUGUGACUCCUUCGUCGUCUCUGGACUCCUCAAGAAGUUCCGCUUCCUUAAAGGUGCCACUCUCUGCGUAAUCAGCCAGGACCGAAGUUCCCUCCGUCAGACCAUCGCCCGACUGGAGCUGGAGGAUGAGUGGCAGUUCCGCCUGCGGGACGAAUUUCAGACAGCCAACUGCAGCGAGGACCGGCCCCUCUACUUUCUGACUGGCCGCCAUGUUUGAACCCAAACUGGCUUCAAUGCUCUGCUACUGAAACACAAUCAGAGAGGAGAGACUUAUAAACAAACCAGCCAGCAAUCACAAUUCCUGUCAUUCCGCUGGAAGGUCAGAAAGGGAUUUGCUGGAGCACAAAUCUGAAGUGCCCUACAAGUGGACACCUUAUGUGGCUUUCCCUACACCUGCACCACCACAGUGUACUCUCCCAGCUCUGUAGAGGGUCAGGGUUGGAUGUAACUCUGGUUUGUAACUGGGCUUGCCUCCCAAAAGCUUACUGACCUACUGACAAAGACUUUGCUGCGGAAGAAAAAGCACAGCUGAAACUGAACUUUUGAUUCUUUUGUUGUAUUUUUUGCAAAAACGAACGCUUUCCCAUUGAUGAUGUGACUAUUUGAAGAUUGUAAUGUGUAUAUGGACUAUGAAAGUGCGUCCCAUGCUGGGCGUACUUGUUUAUCUCAGGGUUUUAAAGGGAGAUCCAAGGGUGGUUGCAGAAAGAGGUACAGCUUUUCUCCACUGCAUUAACUUCUGUUGCUACCAAAGACAUCCUCAGCUGCGUGUUACCUUUUCUCUUCGCUUUCCUUCACACCUGCUCUGCCUCAUAGACUCUAGAACUCACUACAUUCAAAACACACUAACAUAGAGGUUGACAGAUUCCUACUACCAAGAGUAUCACUUUAAUACCAUUGGGGUUUAAACAGAGUACGACUUUAGGAGUCAGCACAUUGAGGACAUGUUCUGUUCCACUUUUUUCCUUCCUGUUAUCAAUUCUGAUACCAAGACCAGACUAAGGCUGAGAUACAAACAGAAUGUUGAUGUAAAAACACAGGUGGCUGACUAUUUGCUAGCUUUGGCUAACAUUCCGCUCCCUGCUGGGACCACGUUGUUUUUUUUUGUUAUUGUCACAAGAUAUUUUACAUCAAACCAGUGAAUUUUAAUGGAACAAAUAUUGAAAUGGUAACAAGAAAGGAAAAAAGUAUGAGUUUUAGCUGCAAAUGGGACCCAUUUUCUGCUGUGCCUCUUGAAAUAUUUAUAUGGCAUUGAUAAUCCUUCUGACAAGGAGCGUAUGAGUGUGGCUAUAGUGUCCAAAUGACUCACACACAAUUUAAUCCAAUAGUUCUAUCACAAUUAAAGAAAAGAAAAGUCUUUUCAAGAAUGUAGUAUGUUGAUGUUUUGUUCUGGCUUGAGUUUAGUGGAGGUCUGCAGUCCAAAGGGUUUUACUCUUCAGUGUAAUACUAAUCAAAGCAACAUGAAAGUAAGACACUUAUGUUCUUAUCAACAUAAAUCUUAGCAUUUAAGCAUAUACAGACUUAAAUACUGGGUAUUUUAAUCACAUUAUGUCAGUAAAUGCUUUUAAUAAUCACUGCCAAGUAUCCUGCUACUCACUGUGCCUGAGUUUCACCUCCUGUUCUAACGUUUGCUCUGAGACUGUUUUUACAUAGACGGUUGAGGUGAGAGUCCUAAACUGCAACCUCUCCCUGCCAAAAUGAAGUGUAAUCAAAGAAGAAGAAGUAGCCAAAAGCAGCUGACCUUACCAUUUCAUGUACUUGAAAUAAGAAUGUUUUUAUAUGUUUCUGCACAGGGUUGUCCAUAGAAUAUGCCUUAGGUGAGGUUUCAGACUGUCACUGCUCGAGUCACUACAUUUUUAUUUUGACCAGUGAGAAUGAAGAAACCAGUUAACUGUGAGGAGGAAACAAAGUAAUGUUUGAGUUGAGCAAAAUGAAAUCAUUUGAUUUUGGACUACUGUACUGUUUAAAGCUUUGUUUACAUUAUUAAUAUAUUCUAUCAUCCCCUAAACCGCUGAGGGUUACUGAUGUUUUUUAGUCUUGUGUAACUUUUGCCAGUAUAUUUUGGUCAUAAUGUCUUUCUGCAUUUUUUGUGAUGUUUGCAAAGGCAAGAAGAAUCUACCUAGAUGUGUCUUUACCCAUAUGUCUGUGUCCCUUCUUGUUCUUGUGUUGGAUUAUUGUGAAAAAAUUGAAAUCAAGUCCAUGCGGGGAUUCUUAUUUAUUUGACAAGCAUUUUGGACUGAUAAUCAUAUUGAUGUGUAAUAUUUGAUUGCAUGCUGAGCUCUCUUAAAACAAGGGCAUGUGUCCUCUUCAAAACCAUCCAUGAAGGCUUUGCACAAGACCCAAAAUGAAUGAUUCUUCGAUCUACUGAAUGUCAUGGGGGGCGGCAAAUGUAAACUUGCACUAUACAAGUUGCCAGCUGAAUAAAUUGUUUCCCAUUAUUACAUGAAACCAAAAAGUUAGUCCAAAUGGAAGACUGGUGAUCAAAAGUUUAACUUAAACUCCAAAGGUCCACAGAAUGUGUCUUCUUUUUGAUAAUUUAACACAUAAUAUGCAACUUGCUUUCACAAUCUUCACUGAAAUAUGUUUGAUGACCAUGUGCAGCCGUGUGGUAGCCGUGGUGUCUGGUGAUCUACCUCAUGUUUACUAUUGUGGUUGCAGCCUGUGAAGGUAUGACAUCAGUCAUGCUGUUGUUGAUGAAAAUUUAUGAAUGUAAUAAAAAUUACUUUUAAACUCA
Notolabrus celidotus (New Zealand spotty) is the source of this 8664-nucleotide messenger RNA. It is a transcript of the gene greb1l, whose product is annotated as GREB1 like retinoic acid receptor coactivator. Lineage: Eukaryota; Metazoa; Chordata; Actinopteri; Labriformes; Labridae. The record is from RefSeq and is a predicted model, not a curated record. The transcript is spliced from 34 exons. Gene Ontology annotation, biological process: multicellular organism development; kidney development. The coding region runs from base 238 to 6150 and encodes 1970 amino acids.